GCAAGAAGUGCCAAAGAUAAUAGCUGAAGUCAUCAAUUGCCCUCCUGCUGACCUAAACCCCCUGGUGUCGCAUGUGAUUCCGCCAAUCGCUCCACUUUUCGGUGUGCUUGGCAUUGCCGUUCGCAAAUUACAGAAAGGAGAGAAGUGUAUAUCAUCCGCGCCUGCCCGCAGCCUUUUCUUUCUCAGUCUCUACACUACAUAUUGAUGCUCACAUCAUAACCUCGCACGCUCACAAGUUCACUUUAUUGGGUUCUCGAGCGCUCGCACAAUGUCGGAACCGUUUCCUGCCCUAAACGGCGCGCAGACAAGACACAGCGGCGGACAUGGCACAGCGCGGCGGAGAAGAAGGUCUAGCGGACUAGGUGCAGAUUUACCAGGCGAUGUCGAUGUACCGUCUUUUGCCACCAACAGGAGGGCAACACCACCGCUGAACAGCCCAAGGAUGGUGGAUGGAUCGUCAGACAAGGGCCCCCGCCGCUCGAAACGUCGGACUGUACGCCGCGUCCUCUCCAAGUUCAAGCGACAAUGCAUACGGCACACAUGGCUCCUUCCCAUCAUCCUGGUGCUUACGAUCGUCUCCCUCUAUCUGGUCUAUCCAUACCCCUCGAAUCCGAUAUCUGCCUGCCUCUUCAUUUCGUACCCGCUCGCGCGUAAAGACCCCCUCAUUGCGGCCUCUGUCCGAGCCGACCCCACGGCGCCCAUCCAAUAUGGCAAAGGCGCACGCGACUUCGCUUUCGUCGGCUUCUACAUCGUGGUGUUGAGCUUCACACGCGAGUUCUGCAUGCAGAGACUCAUUCGCCCCAUCGCAAUAUACUACGGCAUCAAAAGCCGGGCGAAGCAGUCGCGGUUCAUGGAGCAAGCCUACACCGCCCUUUAUUUUGCCAUCUACGGUCCUUUUGGCCUCUGGGUUAUGGCGCGGACACCCGUGUGGUACUUCAAUACAACGGGCAUGUACCAAGACUUCCCGCAUCGGACGCAUGACGCCUUUUUCAAGGCCUACUAUCUCCUGCAGGCGAGCUACUGGGCGCAGCAGGCUAUUGUGCUACUUCUGAUGCUGGAGAAGCCGAGGAAGGAUUUCAAGGAGUUGGUUGCGCAUCACAUCAUCACCGUUAGCUUGAUCUGGCUGAGCUACCGGUUCCACUUCACGUACAUGGGUAUUGCCGUGUACAUUACGCACGAUAUCUCGGAUUUCUUCUUGGCUACGUCCAAAAUCCUCAACUACGUCGACUCACCCAUCGUAGGCCCCUACUUUUUCAUGUUCAUGUGCAUCUGGGGUUACAUGCGCCAUUUCCUCAACCUCAAGAUCCUCUACUCUAUCCUCACUACGUUCAAAACCGUCGGCCCCUAUGAGCUCAAUUGGGCGACGCAACAAUACAAGUGCUGGAUCUCACAAUUCAUUACCUUCGGUCUCCUCGCAUCGUUGCAAGCGGUAAAUCUGGUCUGGUGGUUCUUUAUUUGCCGCAUUGCGUAUCGGUUUGUAGUCUUCAGUACAGCAGAUGAUGAUCGCAGUGAGUAUGAGCCCACUGACGAAGAAGUCGAGGAGAGGGAGGAGGAGCUGAAAGAGGAAAUCAAUGGCGUGGCGAAUGGCGUACACAAGUCGCUUGCUGAAGCGCCAAGUACCCCAGAGCAAGCAACAAAGGCGGGGGAGCAGGAGACGAUUGGGUCGAGAGUCAAGCAGCGGAAGGGUGUUGGAAAGUCAUAACCAGACUAAUCCGGCAGUCUGAUAUGAGUCAAUGGCAACCCACUUGGGUUAAUGGGGUCUUUGGAUGUGGCAUAUGGAUGCGGUCGCUCAUGACCUGACUGCGCUCUUAUGAGCUGAUUACUUGUACAGAUAGAAACGACGCUCGCUUCGAUCUUGGGAGAGAUGACACCUUUCUCAACUUCGUAUUGUAAGUUAAAGAUGCGUAGAUAUAAAGAAAAAUACCAUGUCAGAUGACGCUUUCCAAGUACCGACCACAGAAGAUUGUCUGAACGGAGCCAUAGGAGGGCGAGGAGGU
Messenger RNA from Cucurbitaria berberidis CBS 394.84, 1997 nucleotides. Its product is annotated as LAG1-domain-containing protein. The transcript is spliced from 3 exons. Bases 269 to 1702 code for a protein of 477 amino acids. NCBI's taxonomy places the organism in Eukaryota, Fungi, Ascomycota, Dothideomycetes, Pleosporales, Cucurbitariaceae. Gene Ontology annotation, cellular component: membrane. Gene Ontology annotation, molecular function: sphingosine N-acyltransferase activity. The record is from RefSeq and is a predicted model, not a curated record. Gene Ontology annotation, biological process: ceramide biosynthetic process.